This is a messenger RNA of Leguminivora glycinivorella, 1738 nucleotides long. RefSeq names its product annexin B9-like (gene Anxb13). The transcript is spliced from 9 exons. Gene Ontology annotation, cellular component: cytoplasm. Gene Ontology annotation, molecular function: calcium-dependent phospholipid binding; calcium ion binding. The coding region runs from base 176 to 1639 and encodes 487 amino acids. The record is from RefSeq and is a predicted model, not a curated record. NCBI's taxonomy places the organism in Eukaryota, Metazoa, Arthropoda, Insecta, Lepidoptera, Tortricidae.
AUAAUCUCGUCACACGUCACAAAAGCGGCUUCGGUGAAACCCACGACACGUACCGUAUUACCGGAAAAUCGCGGGAAGUAAUUGUGUCGAAAUUUCUUAAACCAGCCUCAUUCCUGUGUGAUAGUUCACCAAGUGCAGUUUAGAAGUGCGGAUUUAAGUGUUUUUUGUAUCUAAAAUGAAUCCCUACCAGCAAGGCCAAUCGGGAUAUCCUCAGCAGCAGUAUAUGCAUAAUGUAGGAUUUAACAAUGCCGCUCCGCAGUCGUUCGGCAAUCCUAUGCCUAUGCCAGGCAUGCCAACCAUGGGGUACCCGGCGCCACCUUCAGGGUACCCUCAGUCUAACCCUGGAUAUCCCCAGUCCACAGGGCAACCUGGUUACCCACAGUCUAAUGCUCAAUAUCCAACAUCUGCUCAAACUGGGUACCCUCAACCAGGAGGAUAUCCUAGUGCCAAUCAGGGAUACCCAGGAGCCAACCAUGGCCACCAAAAUGCCAAUCAGGGGUAUCCCAGUGCCAAUCAAGGUUACCCCAGUGCUAAUCAAGGGUACCCCAAUACCCAAGGUUACCCUAGUGCUUACCAAGGCUACACACCAGCUGCCCAAGCGCCGCAAGUGCAACAGGGGUACCCUCAAAGCCACUCUCAGCCCCAUAGCCAACAUGCUUAUGGUCAAUCAAGCUCAGUACCAACACCAAAGUCAAAACCCACGGUAGUCCCCGUGAACCCCUUCGACCCCCGCGAAGAUGCGGCCGUCCUCCGCAAGGCGAUGAAGGGUUUCGGAACAGACGAGAAGGCCAUCAUUCAAGUGCUCACGCGCAGAAGCAACGAGCAGAGGCUGCGGAUUGCGUUUGAGUUCAAGACGCUGUAUGGAAAGGACCUAAUCUCAGACCUAAAGAGCGAAACCAGUGGCAAGUUCGAGGACAUUCUAGUGGCGUUGAUGACGCCACUGCCCCAGUUCUACGCCAAGGAGCUCCAUGACGCCGUGGCGGGCAUCGGCACAGACGAAGACGUACUCAUCGAGGUCAUGUGCACCAUGUCCAACCACGAGAUCCAGGUCAUCAAGCAGGCGUACAAUGCCAUGUACGGAACUCUGCUGGAGGACGACCUCCGCGGAGACACGUCUGGAAACUUCAAGAGGUUGAUGACCUCGCUGAGCAUGGGCAACAGGUCUGAGGAGUUCCAGGUGAACCAAGAUAGAGCGAGAGAGGAUGCCAGGAGCUUGCUACAAGCUGGUGAGCUGCGACUCGGCACGGACGAAUCCGUGUUCAACGCUGUCCUUUGUUCGCGCUCGUUCACACAGCUGGCCGCCAUCUUCCAGGAGUACCAGUUCCUCACCGGCCAUGACAUCGACGACGCCAUCAAGGCUGAGUUCUCUGGCGAUAUGGAGAAGGCUCUUCGUGCCAUCGUGAAAGUGGUCCGCAACAAGCCAUUGUUCUUCGCGGAGCGCCUCCACAAGUCGAUGAAGGGCAUGGGCACCAACGACCGCCAGCUCAUCCGCAUCAUGGUGACGCGCUGCGAGGUCGACCUCGGCGAUAUCUCCGACAUGUUCCAGGCCAAGUACGGCGAGACGCUGCAGAGCUGGAUCGAGGGUGACUGCUCCGGGCACUACAAGAAAACUCUCCUGGGCCUGCUCGGCUUAUAUUAAUCUCUAACGAAUCUACUUUUUAAGCAUCAUUUUAUAAAGAAGAAAAACAUCUGUAUGUUGUGUUACAUUUUAGUAUUACAGGCGUCUACAGAAGCGUCA